Molecule: messenger RNA, 777 nt
Organism: Penaeus indicus
Lineage: Eukaryota; Metazoa; Arthropoda; Malacostraca; Decapoda; Penaeidae
Exons: 5
Coding region: 48-644 (198 amino acids)
Source: RefSeq, a predicted model, not a curated record
GCCUGAAGUGAGACCGGGAGAGGAGCCUUCUCGUCACAGUAAACAAAAUGCAGGUGUUUCGUGUUCUUCCCGUUUUCUUUGCCGUGGUUCUGUUCGCCGGAAGUGUAAAUGGAGGAAGAGAAAAGAGAUACUUGUUUAUUAAUCCGGAAGCACCUAUUACACUCGGUUUUCUGUUGAACAUGCCCAUCUCCCUGGCCUUGCCCACCCUGGCUUCUGUGAACGGUCGCUCCCUGCAGUUCCUGACGCCAGCAGAAGGAGAGGAGAUUCCCGAUGACCUGCUUUGGGAGCCUGCUUACGAGGAGCAGUUGAGUCGGCUUGCUGCCUACUUUGCUCAUCUCGAGCUUCCUACUCUGUCAUGCCAAGAACGACUUGUCUGUGAACUGGCUGCUGAUCCGGACAGCUUUUCGCCAAUCGGAGAGAUCUUCAUGAAGGAACUGAGGCUGAACCACGGCCCUCUAAAGACAACAUCAGACUCUCUCAUGUGGCGCUACAUCUCGGCCGCAAGAGAAGGGUUUGGCUCCGUCAGUGGGCAGUGUGCAGAGGCCUUCCCCGUCUGCCCUCACGCCCCGAACAGGAUUCUUAACAUGGCUGUUCUGAAAGUGUGGAAGUAUAUUUCCGAAAGAUUGAAUCUUCAGUUGGUAUGAGGUGGUCUUUUCUAAAAUGGUGUUUUUGGGAUUCGUUGAAGUGAUUUUUUGGAUGUCUUUUGAUAUUUUCAUUCAGUUUAUUGAAUGGUUUAAGCAUUAUUUUGGGUGUAUAGAGUAACACUGGAUUUUUUUU